This is a messenger RNA of Raphanus sativus (radish), 1485 nucleotides long. RefSeq lists its product as uncharacterized. Bases 1 to 1485 code for a protein of 494 amino acids. NCBI's taxonomy places the organism in Eukaryota, Viridiplantae, Streptophyta, Magnoliopsida, Brassicales, Brassicaceae. The record is from RefSeq and is a predicted model, not a curated record. The transcript has 3 exons.
AUGGAUAAACAGAAAAGAAAGGUUGGAAAUGUAUUCAAGUGUGAUGAUAUUCAAAUGAUAGCUAUUGGGACACUUGCAAUCAAGAGGAAGAAAUAUAGCAGAGGAAUGAAGAACAUGAAACAAACACAAGAAUAUGUAUACACGAUUCAAAUCAAUGUUAUUGAAGUGAAAGUGCAUGUAAAUGGUCGUCUCCCUCUUAUAACAAGCUCUAUUGUUGAGUACGCUAAUGGUGAUGAAGUAGUGGCAAAGCUCGUCUAUGAGAACUUAGAGAGACACUGCUCGAAGUGCUUCAGACUUGACCACGAGCUGCGUGACUGCCUCCAAGCUAAAGCAGAGAAGAGAGAGCAACUCAAGGAAAAGGAAAAAGAAGAAGAAAGCUUGACCCAUCGCAACAGAUCGCCAAGACGAAAUGACAGAGAUGAUCACCGCAUGGGAACAAGAGGGGAAGCAGGACAAGAUAGACACUAUUCACCUAACCCUCACCACCAGAAAGGAAACUACAUUUCGGGAAGAAGCAACCAGGAAGCAGACUGGAGUAGAAGAAGCUAUGGACACCAAAACCACUCAGAGAGACAGAGAAGGGAUGAUAGAGAUGACUAUGCCAAAAGACCCCAGCUACCUCAUCACCGUCAAUCCCACUCACGUGAUCUGUCAAAAGAGCGCCCAUCCCACACUUCAGUAUACAGAGAAGUAAGAACACAAGCUCAACCACGUCCAACUUCCCCCACUGGGAGAAUCUCAAGCGACAAGACGCCCGUAAAUCAUAGGCUGGAGAUAGGAGGCUCACGUGCAGAAUCAACCAACUCAAAGGAGACUCACAGAACUUCUGAUAGAGGGAUUCCUCUACAGAGUUCCCAUCAAGACUUACCUAGAGAAGCAGUCGCAAAGGCCAUUGAAGAAGUCCACGACGCAAUGAUCCAGUACACUUUGUGUGCUGACCCAACUGAAAGAGCAGCCAGAAGGGAGCGAUUCAGACAGGCUGAGGCACAAGGAGAGAUAGAAGAAACAGCGGUGAACAUAGUAAGAGCGUCACUAGCAGCACAAACGGGGAUAAAUGAAGAAACAGAGACUCUAACCAGUCCCCCAAGAACCUCGGCUCUACUUCGAUUGGGACCAUCACCAACUCCUCCGGACCAGCCAUCACAGAGUGAGCUACCACAACAACCUUCGACAGCCACCAGAAGGAAACCAGGACGCCCACCAGGAGGGAAAAAAGUUCAGACCAGUCCCAAAACACUUGCUGGUGCCAGUUCCCGAAAGCGAAAGGUACAACAAUCAAAGAAUCCUUCUUGCAAAAGAAACAUCUCGAUGGCAGGUGAAAAAGAACCCCCUAACAGAGCAACAUCGACCCGACAAAGAAAGGCAAAAGCUAAGGGCGAUGUAGGCAACUCCCUGGACUCUAAUCAACCUAUCUGUAACCUGAUACCCGCGACUACAAAAAGGAAGAAGACGGAUUUUCAGACUCCGUCAACUCUCGUUCCUUAA